GCAUAUGCGUGGCGAGUAGACGUGCGAAUGCUGGGCUCCAGUUAAAUGGUAGAAUUUUACUAUCACGAACAACUCAGAGGUGAAAACUUAAUAUCAACAUAACACAAAAAUUGUCCAAGUAAUACGGAAAAUGGUUUUAACACGGGAAAUGAGGGAUGAAUUAGAAUCGGCUGUGAAUAACGCUGUCCAUAAAUGCCUUACCAGUGAUGCAGUCAUAAAAACGAUUGUAAACAACGUGUCCGAAGCGAUAAUGAAAACAAUGGAAACGAAGUUAGCUGAAAUGGAAAAAUCCGUCAACACUAUACACGAUAAAUUAUCGAGUAUGAAAGAGGAAUAUGAUUAUAAAAUUUCUGAACUGAAAACCGAAACUGAAAUUGCCAAGUCGGAAAAAAACACUUUACAAAAGAAGUUCGAUCAAAUGGAUCAAUUCUCAAGGAGGUCAAACCUAAGAAUUUUGAAUUUCGAAGAGAAUCCGAGUGAACAAAUCAGGGAAGAAGUAAUAAAAGUGGGAAAGAAAAAUGAAGGAAAGGCGAGAGGAGUCUUCAUCAAACUACAUGACUAUAUGGUUAAGCACAAAAUCUAUAACAAAAAGAGAAUGCUGAAAGGGACUGGAAUCAUUAUAAGGGAGGAUUUAACAGGUCCUAGAAUGGAAUUGCUGGGCAUGGCUGUUGACAAAUAUGGUAUGCGAAACGUCUGGACUGAUUCUGGCAGAAUAUUUAUAAAUAAGGAUAAUAAGUUACACAAGAUAAUAUCUAAAGAUGAGUUAAUGAGCUUACUGUAA
Coccinella septempunctata (seven-spotted ladybird) is the source of this 781-nucleotide messenger RNA. RefSeq lists its product as uncharacterized. Lineage: Eukaryota; Metazoa; Arthropoda; Insecta; Coleoptera; Coccinellidae. The record is from RefSeq and is a predicted model, not a curated record. Bases 131 to 781 code for a protein of 216 amino acids. The transcript is spliced from 2 exons.